AAUGUCCGACUCCCCGCAGAGCUGCAAAAAGCCGCGAACUCGGAAAGAAACUAUUCAAAAGCGAGAAACACGAAGUAAGCAUGAAAAACGACGAAGGGAAGAGAUGAAUGAAGUGAUUUGUGAAAUGUCGACACUUUUGCCCGAAGAUAUUCGGGCUCAUAAGCUGCGAAGAGUGGAUCAGAAGCCUCGUCAGCUGGACAAAUGCUUUAUCAUUGGGAGUACUGUUGAUAUUAUUCGGAAUAGUGAUUAUAAACCACCGCUGCUCUCCGACCCGCUCGUCCAGGAUAUUUUCAGCCUGACCAACUGUUUUAUGGUUUUUCUGAACAAUUUUAUUGUCGUGGAUAUUAAGGGAGACCAUCAGGCAGUUUUUGAUAUUGAAAAAAAACGUAUGAUUGGAAAAGAUAUCCGAUGUUUUCUGGACUACGAUUCAACGUCCAAACUGUCAUUUCUCACUUCCAAAGAAAUGCUCAAUGAGCUCCAACUCAAAAGCUUCAUGGCGAAGUCAAUGACGUGCAGAAUAAAGGAAUCGGCGGAGAAACCCACGGAAACAGUUUUAGUCUGUGUGCCUGAUGAGCUUCCAGCUCUCCCGGUUACUGUACCCAAGGCUCCGCCCAUUUUAGCUUCGCCCCUUCAGAAGACACCGCCCCCGCCGUCGAGUUUGGAGGUGAAAAGCCCGAUUUUGGCGGCACUUUUGAGGCGAAAAGAGGAUAAUUGUGUGAAAGUGAGCUCCCCAAGCUCCUUCCUCUCGCCGGGCUCCUCCACCUCGUCUACAGUACCCAAUGUGAAACCUACAGUAACCCGCCGACCUACAGUACCCACAAAACGGAAGAGACUACGAUCGAUGAAUGUUAUAGUGGAAAGUUAUCCGUUGGAUGAUGAGAAGUCGGAUGGAAAUUCACAAAAAUCGGCGAAAAUUGGGAAAAAGAGCCAAACUAGCACUAUUCCAACUCCGAGAAGCACUUUGAGCCCAACUACAGUAAUCCAUCCGUCCACGUCACUAAUUCAACCGAUUCCGACACUUGGAAUGAACCCAUUUGACAUGUUAUCACCUGGUUAUCAAGAUAUUUGGCUCCGACUACAAAGUGAGCGACUUCUGCUGGAAAAACGAAUUUCAGCGAAAGAAGGGGAGCUGAAAAACCUGAUGCAAUUCGUUCAAAACCCCCCGUUUUUGAAUUUCCCCCAAUAUAUGCUCCCGCAAGGGCCACUUGGUGCUCAAAAUCAAUAGUUAUGGGUUUAAAUGAAUAAAAUAAAUAUUUAU
This is a messenger RNA of Caenorhabditis elegans, 1258 nucleotides long. It is a transcript of the gene hlh-33, whose product is annotated as BHLH domain-containing protein. Gene Ontology annotation, cellular component: nucleus. Gene Ontology annotation, molecular function: protein dimerization activity. Lineage: Eukaryota; Metazoa; Nematoda; Chromadorea; Rhabditida; Rhabditidae. The record is from RefSeq and is marked reviewed.